Messenger RNA from Morone saxatilis (striped sea-bass), 2235 nucleotides. Its product is annotated as myeloid-associated differentiation marker homolog. The coding region runs from base 979 to 1848 and encodes 289 amino acids. Gene Ontology annotation, cellular component: membrane. The record is from RefSeq and is a predicted model, not a curated record. The transcript has 2 exons. Lineage: Eukaryota; Metazoa; Chordata; Actinopteri; Moronidae.
UUGAACAUAUUAUUUAUAUUUUCAUCUGGCAAAAGUCUGUACAUAAUAGAGAAAAAAUUAAACAGCCAUAGUCCAGUCACGUUUGGCACAAAAGCAUAGAAUACUCAUAGUAGUCUUUCAAUAUCUUUGUCAGCAAUUAAAUUGGUCUUGUAGGACGUUUAAUCUAUAUGUUAACAUUAUAUACCCACACUCUGUCUGAGAUUAGAACCUAAUCCAGAAUUCACUUCAUGCAUUCAUUUCACAUUUAGAAGUUAAAUAGCUCAUUCAAAGUUAGACAAGUGAAAUUUUUUUGUUGACUUUCAGAACAGUUGGCAAUAGACUGGUUUUAAUUUGGAACAGUAAUUUGUAGCCCUCAGUAGAUUAGUCCAUGUCUUAAAGGUCUUAAUGUUAAAACAAACCUAAAACUUCUCUUUUCUUGUGUCUCACACCUACAUUCUCCAGUGAAAGACAAAUAUCUGCUACCAUACUAUAAAGUUCAAUUCCUUUAAGCCACUGGUAACACAUUUACAGAUUUGAACUAUUGAUGAGCAGGUAUGCCAUUAAGUUAGCAAACAUAAUAGAUGAGCAAUAGUGAGUGAAGUAAGAGGCCUGACUCCUGUGUCAUAAGGUGCAGUUUGUGAUAACGGCUGUAACAAGCCCCAUGCAACACAACUGAUAAGCAAAUAGAAGUGAAGAACAGUCAGGUAACCCCCCUACACAACCACCCUCGUCACACCCUUGCGCAUUGAAUAUUUGGCUACUGGCCAUUCGAAGGAGAAGGUCUGAUAGGGCAGAAGCAAGGGAGCGGCCAGAAGGUCCACAUUCACCUGACUCUCUGUGUCAUAGACAUUCAGGCAGUACUAACGGCAUGAGGGGCUAGGACUGCCAAAAGCCAAAGAGCUAUUGAAAGAAAAUACAAAAAAAAAGAGAUUGUCAAAUUAAAUAUCUAUCAAUAUCUGUCUAGACCCACAGUGAACCGACUGCAGGAUUACAGUCAUCAUGGUAACACUGGACUUCAGGACACUGACGGUGCCGGUGGGCAUUGCGCGGAUACUGGAGGUGAUCUUAACUUGCAUCUCCUUCAGCCUGGUGGCAUCAGUCGGCCACAGUACUGACUCCUUCUGGACGUGGUGCAUGUUCACAUGGUGCUUCUGCUUCUGCAUCACCUUCCUCAUACUCCUCCUGGAAUUCACCAGCCUCAGCUCUAAGUUGCCCAUCUCCUGGGAUGACUUCACCACCGCUUUUGCCAUGUUGGCUACCCUAAUGAUACUGGCAGCGUCCAUCAUCUAUCCCAUCUUCUUCACUUGCUCUAACUGCGGCAGACAAAUUGGUGCUACUGUUACUUCCUGUCUGGCCUUCAUCCUGUACGCCAUAGAGGUUGGGCUAACCCGGGCUAAACCCGGUGAGCUUAGUGGAUUUCUGUCCACAGUCUCAGGCCUCCUCAAGGUUCUGGAGGCCUUUGUGGCCUGCAUCAUCUUCAUCUGCUUGGAGCCCACUCAGUACACUAGGUUUGCGGGGCUCCAGUGGUGUGUCGCUGUCUACUCCAUUUGCUUUAUUUUUGCCCUCGUUGUCAUAAUUUUUACCAUCUGCCGCCUUCUGUCCCUCUUCCCCGCACCAUUUGAUAAAAUCCUGAUAGCCUGCAACGUGUUAGCAGUGUUGAUGUACAUCACAGCUGUGGUCAUCUGGCCAUUGUACAGCUUCAAGAACAACCCAAGGCCAAGCUGGUGUGCGGACGGGGGUCAGCUCGGGGCUAUUUGUCCAUGGAAUAAAUUAGUGGUUAUCUCUUUCAUGACAUGUUUCAACCUUGUUGCUUACAUUGUAGAUACUUUUUAUUGUUUUAGACUGGUCUUCUUCGUCAGCAGAACAUAGGUUGCAGAAAUGCCUCAUAUUUCAGCCAUUGCCAAUCUUUGAAGUCCGCUUUAACUCAAAGGCUGGACAUGAGUAGGAUAAUUGUAUGUACUAAAGCAUCCCCAGUACAACUUGUAUGUUUUAUUUCAAUGUUGGUGGUGACCCAACACUCUUGUUUGUCCAAAUGAGGUUAACUUUUAUUUGUCAUGAUGAUACACAAAUUGGUUUUAACAUCAUGGAAAUGUAAUCUCUAAAAUUAUUUCUCCUCUUUCCUUUUUUCUUCCUCCAUGAUUUUAAUCUGAUCCUUAUUAAUUCUCUUAUUUUGUUACAGCAUUGAUGUGAUUGUGUCAGUCUCAGUUGCAAACUCAUUUAGUGUAUAUUCUUUUCAGCAUGUGAAAUAUGAAUAAA